Messenger RNA from Hevea brasiliensis (rubber tree), 2501 nucleotides. RefSeq names its product GDP-L-galactose phosphorylase 2. The record is from RefSeq and is a predicted model, not a curated record. Gene Ontology annotation, cellular component: cytoplasm. Gene Ontology annotation, molecular function: GDP-D-glucose phosphorylase activity. NCBI's taxonomy places the organism in Eukaryota, Viridiplantae, Streptophyta, Magnoliopsida, Malpighiales, Euphorbiaceae. Gene Ontology annotation, biological process: glucose metabolic process. The transcript has 7 exons. The coding region runs from base 833 to 2194 and encodes 453 amino acids.
AAAAAAAAAAAAAAAAACGUAGGGAAUAAGGCCAAGCAAGAGGGUGCCUAUCGGUACGUCCUUCGUGGUCCCUCUGCGGCCAACCCUAUAGGGCUUACCGGCCGAACCAGAAGGCUCGACACAUUGUACCCCCUCUCUCUCUUAAAAUCAUUUUCAAGUUUCAAUAUUUGCAUCACUACCUUUACGACAAACCUUAACGGCAAUUACAGCCACAACUACCACCUUCCUCUUAUCUAUAUAACAACUCUUCCUCUCCUCCACUCAUCUCCCAUCGCUCAAAUUUUACUCCAAUUGUGCCUAUACCCACAUCUUCAGUUCCCUUCCUUCUUCCUGCAAUCUAAUACCCACAUCAGAUUUUUGAGAAAACAGAGAUUAGUGACUGGAAUUCUUCGUUUCAGGCCUUAUUUUUCUCCUUUUUAGGGACCCAAGUGUACUAUUGGUGUUUUGGUGUUAAGGGUGGAGUUUUGUUUUUGUAAAGAGAGGUUUCUUGGGGUAAUACCCAGGGUAGACAAGUUGUAGACAUCACGGCUAUAUACGGAGUAACUCGGCCUCUAAUACAUGUCCGGGCUGUACGACGCAAGGGUUGUGUGAUCGAGAGCAACCCUUCGCCGCACGGUGGACGUGGUGCUUUGCCUUCCGAAGGCGGUAGCCCUUCCGAUCUCCUCUUUCUCGCUGGUGGCGGUUCCCUCCUUUCCUUUGUCUAUUAGGUUUAGGAUAUAUUUACAUAAGAUUAAGUUGUAAGCUGUAAGCCAAAUAAGAGUCUUUUAGAAGUAUUAGAUCUCGAUUAAGCAAGUUUAUUGGGAUUUAAUUGUGUUGGGAAUUUUAAGUAAAGAUGAGUGAAAGCUUGAUGUUAAGGAUCAAGAGGGUUCCUACUGUUGUGUCGAAUUUCCAGAAAGAGGAGGCGGAAGAGGGUGCUCGCCGGAGUGGGGGCUGUGGCCGAAAUUGCCUUCAGAAGUGUUGCAUUCAAGGGGCAAAGCUCCCUUUGUUCGCUUUCAAGAAACUGAACAAGAUUGUUAGCGAGAAGGAGGUGCUUGGAAAUGAGAACAACGAGCCUCCUGUUGCAUUCCUUGACUCUCUGCUUCUUGGGGAGUGGGAGGACCGUAUGCAGAGAGGGCUAUUUCGUUAUGAUGUUACUGCCUGUGAAACCAAGGUGAUUCCUGGAGAGUAUGGUUUCAUUGCCCAGCUGAAUGAGGGCCGCCACUUAAAGAAGAGGCCAACUGAAUUCCGUGUUGACGAGGUUCUUCAGCCCUUUGAUGUGAACAAAUUCAACUUCACUAAAGUUGGCCAAGAAGAGGUCCUUUUCCAGUUUGAAUCGAGUGAAGAUGGUGAUGUUCAGUUCUUCCCAAGUGCCCCAAUUGAUGUUGAUAAUUCUCCAAGUGUGGUUGCCAUUAAUGUUAGCCCUAUUGAGUAUGGGCAUGUGCUUUUGAUCCCUCGCAUUCUGGAGUGUUUGCCACAGAGGAUUGACCGUGAGAGCUUCUUGCUUGCUCUUUACAUGGCCAUUGAAGCUGGGAAUCCAUGGUUCCGUUUGGGUUACAACAGCUUGGGUGCAUUUGCCACCAUCAACCACCUUCACUUCCAGGCUUACUACUUGGCUGUGCAAUUUCCCAUUGAGAAGGCACCCACUAAGAAGAUAACCACUUUGGACAGUGGAGUGAAAAUCUAUGAGCUAGUGAAUUACCCUGUCAGAGGUCUUCUAUUUGAGGGGGGCAAUACAGUGCAAGACUUAUCCAACACCGUCUCAGAUGCUUGCAUUUCUCUUCAAGAUAACAACAUACCUUACAAUGUGCUCAUAUCUGAUUGUGGAAAGCGCAUCUUUCUUUUGCCACAGUGUUACGCUGAGAAGCAAGCUCUUGGGGAAGUGAGUCCUGAACUUCUUGAUACCCAAGUGAACCCAGCUGUGUGGGAAAUCAGUGGCCAUAUGGUGUUAAAGAGGAAGAAGGACUAUGAGGAGGCAUCUGAGGAGAAUGCUUGGAGGCUGCUUGCUGAGGUUUCUCUUUCUGAAGCAAGAUUUGAGGAAGUGAAGGCUCUCAUCUUUGAAGCCAUUUCCUGCAGGGAUAAAGGCAGUGAGAACGAUGCUCAGGACUUGCUUGAGGAUGCAAAUGCCAACAACUCUCUUGAGGAAGUGGAUGCUAUUAACAAGGGCUCUCACUGUGCCAUGGUGAGUGGAAAUCAAGAAUGCCUAGUUCGGCAGUAAAGGACUAAAGGUUUGGCUUUGAUGAGCAGACCAGCAAUGUCUCAUAAAAUAUGUUAGUGUGGCAUAUGAAGUAUUGAAUAUUAUUAGUACUUGAGUGAAUUCAGGCAGUAGCCUAAAUAAGCAAGCUAGGCUUGAGUUGUCAACCUAGUUUUGCCGCCUUGUAGUACCCAUUCAAGUUUGUGUAUUCAGCACUGUUUUUGUGUUGUUUGUUCAGCAAUGCUGUAUUCGUAUAAACUAAGAUUGUAUAAUAUGAUAUGGAAUGUUUGCUGUUAUGAAUCAGCUUAUGUAAAGAAUGUCUGUUUCUUGA